Schizophyllum commune H4-8 is the source of this 1750-nucleotide messenger RNA. RefSeq lists its product as uncharacterized. NCBI's taxonomy places the organism in Eukaryota, Fungi, Basidiomycota, Agaricomycetes, Agaricales, Schizophyllaceae. The transcript has 2 exons. Bases 394 to 1485 code for a protein of 363 amino acids. The record is from RefSeq and is a predicted model, not a curated record.
CCACAAUCACAAUAGCCCACUUACGUUCCCAUACUUCCUCUCUGCGCGUUCCAUUGUGGUCAUAAAGCGGACUUCCCUGGAGAAUCCCCCCGCACACGGCAUCUUACGGUUCCUCGCACUUUGCAUCCGGCGCCGGUAUAUUGACCUUAUUGUCCUCGCCCAUCACAGUCACAAAGCGCACUAUACUACCGGACGCGCUGUCCCCGCACCGAGAUGAUGCAUCUCGUUGGCAAUUGUCCGGUUGUCAACCUAGUGGCGUACUUAUCUGGCUUGCGAGGAAGUAUGCGCAUCUGCUCGCGCCUCCAUCCUCUUCGUUAACUUAAGAGACCACUGGCUGGCUCUGCGACUCGCUCGACUCGGACUACGGUACCCUCGCACUGCUACGCGACUCUCAUGACUAGCCAGAACAACAAGCACGGGCACACAUACCGCCGCACCACGCCGUCUGCUUCCCCGGCCACCCCCUCGACCUCCAGCCACGCCAUGUCCGACGCCGAAGCCAUCCCCGCCAUGCCCACCUCCAUGAUCGACAACACCCUCAUCGCGCUCCGCAGCCUCUUCUCCCGCUCCACGCACCACCUGAACCAGCUGAAGACGACCCUCGCGAACGAGCGCUCGGCGACCGCGGCCACCCGCGCGGAGAACAUGCAGCUCAUCCAGCGGAACGCGGUCCUGCGCGCGGAGAACGACAUGCUGAAGGCGCAGCUGCAGAACCUCACGGUGCACGCGGGGCGCGUGCGCGAUGAGAAGGAGGCGCUCGAGCGGAUAUGUCUGCGCAUGAAGGCGCGCGAGCUGUCUGCGUCGCAGCAGGCCACCACGACAUGGACCGUCCAUGUACCGCGGCAGCCCAGGCGCAGGCGCGCGGAGGCCUUCCCGGUCAUGCCGACGACGCGGAACCGACGCGUGCACCCGUAUGCGUCGUCGACGGAUACGCUUGUGGAUGACUUGGACGCGCCGUAUGCAGGGAAGAUGUCGCUACCUUCGUCGCAGGGGUCAUCGUCACCGCCCACUCGGACCCGCGCCCUACCGCGGACGUUGUCGGCACCGGCGGGCCUCGGUCUACAAGUGCACCUUGCCCUUGCGGACCAGGCGGCAGACCAGGUGGCAUACACAACCGUCAGUGCCCCUGUAGCUCCUCCGCCCGUCACCCCAGCAGCUCCUACUCCUGUCGCGCCCGCGGCCUCUUCAUCUCUCGACGAUGCAGCUGCCCGACUAUCUUCCUCAUGCGCCGAGAUCCAGCGCUUCCUCGCCGCGCACUCGACGCCGCCUCACCGGCCUACGUCGUUACCCGCCAUGCCUGUCGCACCUGCCGAGCCCAGCACGAGGUCAGCGCAUAUAAGGCGUCCAAGCAGCACGCCGCUGCCGGACCACGCACCCAUGGACGUCGAUGAGGCUCCUGCUUCUACUUCCAGCAAUGCGCCUUCAUCCUCAUCUGGCAAGCCCAGGCAUGCUGCUAUCGUGCUUGACCCCUCGCCUUCCAAGUAGUGCCGUCGGCUUCAUUGUCCCCCUUGCGCCCCGUAUCGUUAUCAGCUUCAUUUCCUGCUCGCUAUAUUGCUUCAUUUACCUCUCAUAUUCCCUGUUCACAUCACACAUCGGAAUAUUUCAUCUCGUUCUCGGAUCGGAUAGCUUUCAUCAUGCUCGUGAUACAUUCAUCUCUCGUCGUUGUAGUUCUACAUUAUGCAUAUGCUUGUAUGUCCGUUAUAUGUGGUCGUUUAAUAAUGGAUGGAUGUGUUUUUGUUUUGUGUGCAAG